Molecule: messenger RNA, 1919 nt
Organism: Propithecus coquereli (Coquerel's sifaka)
Lineage: Eukaryota; Metazoa; Chordata; Mammalia; Primates; Indriidae
Gene: ENTHD1
Product: ENTH domain containing 1
Exons: 6
Coding region: 156-1919 (587 amino acids)
Biological process (GO): endocytosis
Cellular component (GO): endosome; clathrin vesicle coat; plasma membrane
Molecular function (GO): clathrin binding; phospholipid binding
Source: RefSeq, a predicted model, not a curated record
GAAAUUGAUACUUUAUCAGCAUGAAGAUUAAUCAUUUGUAUUUUGGAGCAUCAGAACUGGGGACCAAUUACUUGUCAAGAGUUUUAUAAACCAGUCACAUAAACUGCUGUUCCAUUACUCUUAUCCUCCAUCUUACCUUCAAACUUGUCUUACCUAUGGCAUUCAGGAGGCAAGUGAAAAACUUUGUGAAAAAUUACUCAGAUGCUGAAAUAAAAGUCAGGGAAGCAACUUCCAAUGACCCUUGGGGUCCCUCUAGUUCUCUGAUGUUAGAUAUCAGUGACUUGACUUUCAACACAAUUUCUCUCUCAGAGAUUAUGAAUAUGCUAUGGCAGAGACUCAGUGACCACGGGAAGAACUGGCGCCAUGUGUAUAAGUCCCUUACGCUAAUGGAUUAUCUCAUCAAGAAUGGAUCAAAAAAAGUCAUUCACCAUUGCAGAGAGGGAUUCUGUAACCUUCAAACACUAAAAGAUUUUCGACACAUAGAUGAAACUGGAAAAGACCAAGGUUAUUAUAUUCGAGAAAAAUCUAAGCAAGUCAUAACAUUGCUGAUGGAUGAACAGUUGCUACAUAAAGAGAGGGAUGUGGCAUGUCGGACUAGAUGGCGUACCUCCUACUCUAUGACAUUUCCUAAAAAAUUACCUGGUACAGGUAACUCACCAAUAGCAUGUGCUUCUGCCUCCACACCCGAAGUUCUUGCUUCCGAGAAGAAGCAUAAGCUGCUUAAGGUUGCGAGGCUACGUAAUAAAACGUUCUGCGCUAAGACAUCGUUAAGCAAGAUCCUAAAAGAGCUUCGGGACCUGAUGCUGUUUUAUGAUGAUGAUCCAAAGCCACUUGUACCAACAAUACCUCCUUCCUUUAUCCCUUCAAUUACAUCAUCGUCAGAAGGGGAAACAGAAGUUUGUAUCCUCUCGGAUGCGAAUGCUGCGCCUACUCCCUCAGAAAAAAGCCCAUCUCUGCAGACAAAUGUGAAUUUGGACAAGAAAUCAGAUAGUACCCGUACCACUACAAAUGCUGUAACAGAAGACCCCUUACAAACGCCUCUAGAAAAGCAAUCAGCUGCAAAAAGUUUUGAAACAUUGACAACUUUACCAGCAUUUUGGUCAUCAAGUAAAGAAUUUAUCAGUCACAAUUUAACGAUAUCCAAGUCAGAUUCUACUUUCUGUAACCAGGCCUCUGUUGAGACAUUCUAUGUCUCUCCCUCAUUCAAAACAUUUGACCCAGCAAAGGAGAUUGUAAUCAAUAAGGACUGUCAGAAACCAACACAAUCCAGCAUUGUUCAGACGGGUGAUGAAAACCUCAAGACAACCACAUGGGUUUCAACUACCUCUGAGGGAACAUCUUCCUUUUCUCCUUUAUCCAUGUCAUCUCCUGAUUCAGCCUCUCCGGAGAAGUCAGUUCAUCUGUUACCCCCAGUUCUGGCCGGACCUUCCUUCUGGACUAUGUCCCAUCAACAGUUGUCUUCUGCCUCCUUUAAAGAUGGAGAUAAGACAGCCAAAGUUCAUUCCUCCUUUGCUCCUAGGAGCCCAGUGUCUUCUGAUGAAGAGGAAAGUGACAACCUCAAUCAACUGAAAAUUAGUAUUCCAGAUAACUCUGAUUCUGUUAAAAAGAAAAGUCAUAUUUCUAGCAGUAAUUGGGUAGAGUUUUCCACCCAAAAUGUAGACCACUUCACCUCUCUGUCCUGUUCUAGUUUUCAGACAACCAGAGGUUUGCCCAGGGAACCUGAAGCAAACAAUUCCAUUAUAGCUCUUCUAGGGGAGGUAAAAAGUGCAGUAGUUAGAUUACAUGAAGAUCUGCGCAUGGUGAUACAGCAGCUUCAUGUUGUCAAUAGCCAUCUGGUAAGCAUGAGUGGCAGUGGUCCACAAGUAAGCCAAUCUCUGCAGGUCCCCCAGUUUUCUGAGGGGAGCGCAGAUGAAAUCUAA